This is a messenger RNA of Linum trigynum, 309 nucleotides long. Lineage: Eukaryota; Viridiplantae; Streptophyta; Magnoliopsida; Malpighiales; Linaceae. The record is from the annotation of a GenBank genome assembly.
AUGAGAUCCGCCCUGGCGGAGGAACCGAACUGCACCCCCCUCAAUAGUGGAAGAAGAGCCGAUGUUUUCGUUCGCAUCAUCCACUUACUCGGCAAGUUAGUCGGCGAGAGUAUCCAAUUUCGAAACGUCGAUCCUGGUAGAUACCUCGCCCGGCGCCGACACCGGCGCUGGUUUGCUGCCAUCUGCCGGAACCCUCGCCGCCGCCGCACUCAUUCGCUGUCCUGUCCUGACUCCUUAGCUCAGUCUUGUCACCCUUCAAUCUCCAUCUUCGUCGAACUCGCACCCGACCGCUGCUUUGAUCUCGCCUAG